GGGCGCCAGGGGACCGAGGAGGCCGCAGACCAAAGCCAGUGAUUGAGUGGCCCAGAGCAGAGGCGCAGGGAGCUGGCCGGCGCUUGGAUCCAGUCGAGCAGUGCGGACUGGCCCGCCCACAACUCUCAUUCUUCUCUCCGCUUCCCGGCCCCGCCAGCCCUCAGCUUACGUCUCCGCCUGCCCGGCGUCAGCCCCGCCCUUCCUCUCCUAGUGGGUGCUCGGAGGCCCCUACUGGGCCUCCCCACUCCGAGCCGCGAACUGUCGGGUCCCUCGGCUUCUCCAGCACUGCUGGACUUAAGUGCGCUAAGGAAGCGCAUGGCGGCGGUGGGGCCGCGGACUGGCCCCGGCUCCGGGGCCGAGGCGCUGGCACUGGCGGCAGAGCUACAGGGCGAGGCCACAUGCUCUAUCUGCCUGGAGCUCUUCCGCGAGCCCGUAUCCGUCGAGUGCGGUCAUAGCUUCUGCCGCUCCUGUAUCGCGCGCUGUUGGGAGCGCCCCGGCACAGGAACGACCACAGUGCCGCGCGCGCUGCCUUGUCCGCUGCCCUGCCCACAGUGUAGAGAGCCCGUGCGUCCCGGCCAGCUGCGGCCCAACAGGCAGCUGGCCUCAGUGGCCACGCUGUUGCGGCGCUUCAGCCUGCCUGCGGCCGCGCCAGGAGAACACCGGCCCCCGGAGGCGGCGGUGGCCGGGUGCGUACAGCAUGGUGAACCGCUCAAGCUCUACUGCCAGGACGACGGACGCGCCAUUUGCGUGGUGUGCGACCGCGCCCGCGAACACCGAGCGCACGCAGUGUUGCCGCUAGACGAGGCUGUGCAGGAAGCUAAGGAGCUCCUGGAGUCUAGGCUGAAGGUCUUGAGGAAGGAUCUGGAAGACUAUGAGGUGUUUCGUUCCACGGAAGAGAAGGAGAGCAAGGAGCUCCUGAAGCAGAUGGCAGCUGAGCGAGAGAAGGUGGGUGCAGAGUUCCAGGCUCUGCGGGCCUUCCUGGUGGAGCAGGAGGGCCGGCUCCUGGGCCGCCUGGAGGAGCUGUCACGGGAGGUGACACAGAAGCAAAAUGAGAACAUAGCUCAGCUUGAGGGUGAAAUCACCCAGCUCUCCAAGCUCAGCAGCCAGAUCCAGGAGACAUCUCGAAAGCCUGACCUUGACUUUCUCCAGGAAUUCAAAAACACACUAAGCAGAUGCAGCAAUGUGCCUGGUCCCAAGCCAACCACAGUCUCUUCUGAGAUGAAGAAUAAAGUCUGGAAUGUUUCCCUCAAGACCUUUGUCUUAAAGGGGCUGCUCAAGAAGUUCAAAGAGGAUCUUCGUGGAGAGCUAGAGAAAGAGGAGAAAGUGGAGCUGACCUUGGACCCCGACACUGCCAACCCCCGCCUCAUCCUCUCUCUGGAUCUUAAGAGUGUGCGCCUUGGACAGCGGGCUCAGGACUUGCCCUGCCACCCACGCCGCUUUGACACCAACACGCGAGUCUUGGCGUCCUGUGGUUUCUCCUCCGGGCGGCACCACUGGGAGGUGGAAGUGGGCUCCAAGGACGGCUGGGCCUUCGGCGUGGCGCGAGAGAGCGUGCGCCGCAAGGGCCUCACGCCCUUCACCCCUGAGGAGGGCGUCUGGGCACUGCAGCUCAACAGCGGGAAGUACUGGGCAGUGACAAGCCCUGAACGGACGCCCCUCAGCUGUGGCCACCUGUCCCGCGUGCGGGUGGCCCUGGAUCUAGAGGUGGGGGCCGUGUCCUUCUACGCUGUGGAGGACAUGCGCCACCUCUACACCUUCCGCGUCAACUUCCACGAGCGAGUGUUCCCCCUUUUCUCUGUCUGCUCCACCGGCACCUACUUGCGAAUCUGGCCUUGAGAGUCUUUGGCCUCCCAGAGAGGGUGAAUCAGUCCAGGGUGAAUACCUCCUCAUCCGGGCUGCCCAUGGGAAGUAAUGCUGCCCUCUGUCGGAGCCUCCUGGUUACUGUGGGCCUGCCUUCCAGAUUGGCCCCGGGCUGCCUUGGAGGGGCUCCUGCAGAUCACAACAUUGGAGACAGAAAACGGGCGAUUGUGGAAAAGGGUUCCGUGGUCAACUGAGUAGAAGAGAAGAUGCCUUGGACCCUUGGCGCCUGUCCUCUGCCUGUUGUCGACAUGUGGAUUUAGCCUGAGCUGUGAGGACUUGGAGGUGGGUGAGGACAGGAGCCCAGCUAUUGACAGAGGUGUUUCCCAUCAUUGGGACUUUCUACCUGGACUUAGCAGGGCCUCUGGUUCUGGAGCAAUAGCAAGUACAGUGCUGUCCUCAGGUGCAAGGGGGCAGGUUCAGGCCCAGCCAGCCAAGUUCAUGACCACUUCUGCUUUGCCUUCUUGUCAGCUUCUAGCUCUGCCUUCAGACGCCUGGAUCCACCUGGCCUGAGGUCAUUUACUCAGGGAGGAGCACUGUAAUCCCAGGUCAGAGAGCAGCUUGGGACAGAACUGAAAGGAGAUUCUUGACCUGUACAUGAGAGGAAAGCCCAGGACAAUAGCAUUUAUCAUGGCUACCUUCCAAUACCCCUUAAUGAUGAUACAGAGUGAUAUGUACAUCCUCUGCCACAGUGACAGCCAUGUGUUCUCACACAUGCCUAAACCCCUUUUAAACGCCAAAGUAUAGUCUCCCUUGAGUAAGGAGACCAAAGGCUAUGGGAUUUUGAAACACAAAACAACACUUAUAAUUUUACAGAUGCAACUAAUAUCAGCAUGGGAAUGCACAGAGCACAAACAUGCCCCUGAUAUACCCUUCCUGGAACUUGUCAAAUGUGUGCCAACAGCAGAGGACCCUGGUGCCAAGGUCUGCUCAGCCUGUGCCCUGGUGGGGUGUUAUUCCCUUGGCUAAUUGUUCCCAAGCUUCUGUUUGGGUGGGCUUCUGGGAGGGGGUUUUGGGCAGUUUCCUGUUUAGUGCUACCCAGGGAAGGGGGAUGAGGAGAUGGAAAUACAAACUCUGAGCUCAUUUCUA
This is a messenger RNA of Felis catus (domestic cat), 2946 nucleotides long. It is a transcript of the gene TRIM7, whose product is annotated as tripartite motif containing 7. Gene Ontology annotation, molecular function: zinc ion binding; protein binding. The coding region runs from base 316 to 1836 and encodes 506 amino acids. The record is from RefSeq and is a predicted model, not a curated record. The transcript has 7 exons. Lineage: Eukaryota; Metazoa; Chordata; Mammalia; Carnivora; Felidae.